Messenger RNA from Trichosurus vulpecula (common brushtail), 2130 nucleotides. RefSeq names its product beta-1,3-galactosyltransferase 6 (gene B3GALT6). Gene Ontology annotation, molecular function: UDP-galactosyltransferase activity. Gene Ontology annotation, biological process: glycosaminoglycan biosynthetic process. Lineage: Eukaryota; Metazoa; Chordata; Mammalia; Diprotodontia; Phalangeridae. Gene Ontology annotation, cellular component: membrane. The transcript has a single exon. The record is from RefSeq and is a predicted model, not a curated record. Bases 129 to 1136 code for a protein of 335 amino acids.
GCAGUAGCGGCACGCGCUGCUCCCUCCCCGCCCCCAGCCCCUGCCCGCCGGACGCCCCCUCCCCGCAGCAGGCCGCCGAGGUCGGCGGAGAGGAGGUGCGCGCGCAGCCCCGCGUGCGGCAGGGCACGAUGAACCUGCCGCGGCUCGUGUGCCGGCACCGCACGGCGCUGGCGCUAGCCGGCCUGGCGCUGUCCGUAGGCGCCCUGCUCUGGCUGGCCAGGUGCGCGCCCGAGAGCUCAGCGGGCGGAGGGCGCGUGGCCGCCGCGGCGCAUGCGCCGGCCGAGGAGGGCGAGCCCGCGGAGCGCGCGUUCCUGGCCGUGCUGGUGGUGAGCGCGCCCGCGGGAACGGAGCGCCGGAGCGCCGUCCGCAGCACGUGGCUGGCGGGCGCCGGGAGCCCGGGGCCGCUGGCCGACGUGUGGGCGCGCUUCGUGGUGGGCACGGCCGGGCUGGAGGCCGCCGAGCGGAGCGCGCUGGAGCGGGAGCAAGCGCGCCACGGCGACCUGCUGCUGCUGCCGCAGCUGCGCGACGCCUACGAGAACCUGACGGCCAAAGUGCUGGCCAUGUUCGCGUGGCUCGACAAGCGAGUGGCCUUCGACUUCGUGCUCAAAGCCGACGACGACACGUUCGCGCGCCUGGGCGCCCUGCGCGACGAGCUGCGCGCGCGCGAGCCCGAGCGGCGCCGGCGCCUCUACUGGGGCUUCUUCUCGGGCCGCGGGCGCGUGCAGGCGGGCGGGCGCUGGCGCGAGGCCGCCUGGCUGCUGUGCGACCACUACCUGCCCUACGCGCUAGGCGGCGGCUACGUGCUCUCGGCCGAUCUGGUGCGCUUCGUGAGCCGCAACCGCGACGUGCUGCAGCGCUGGCGCAGCGAGGACGUGUCGCUGGGCGCCUGGCUGGCGCCCCUGGACGUGCGGCGCGAGCACGACCCGCGCUUCGACACCGAGUACCGCUCGCGCGGCUGUAGCAACCAGUACCUGGUGACGCACAAGCAGAGCCCGGACGACAUGCGCUCCAAGCAGCGCAGCCUGGCCCGCGACGGCCGCCUGUGCCCGCAGGAGCUGCGCCUGCGCCUCUCCUACGUCUACGACUGGGACGUGCCGCCGUCGCAGUGCUGCCGGCGCCGCGAGGGCAUCCCCUGAGCCGCCCCGACGUGCGGACCGGGCCGAGGGGGCAGCAGCUGAGAGAGAAGGGGGCGCCGAGGCCGCCGCUCCCGCCCACCCCCACGACAUGCGGACUAGGUGGAGGGGGCUGCAGCAGGAGGACGGCGCUGCUUCUCGCCCAUCUCCGAGGUGUGGACCGGGCCGAGGGGGCUGCAGCUGAGGGAGGAAUACGACUUCCCGCUUCCCGGGACGCCCAUCCCCACCCCACGUGCGGACCGGGCUGAGGGGGCUGCAGAAGGACAGCUCUUGGAGGCCGCCGCUUCCCGGGACCCCGACGGGGCGAGCUGGCUGCCGUCCGAUGUCUCCUCCGAGCAGCCUCCCAGUGCACCAGGAGGACCCCGACUCUCGGAGGGUUAUGAGCCGUCCUGACUCUAGCUCACAUUCCACAGAAGCCCGAGUUUGGAGCCAGCUUCGGCACCAGAGCGGGCUAAGAACUGCCAGAAGCGCCCUGUUGGGUGUUUGGACGGGAAGAAGCUAGGGAUUAUCCGUCAUCUCUUGAGUUUAUUUAUUGAAAGUUGCACGCGGUGGUCACGUGACCUCUCCCCCAGAUUCUGAGCCAGGAGAGCCUCCCCAGCCCUGUUACCUAGGAAGGGAGACAAACUUCAAAAUACCAGUGACUAAAAUUGACCUUUGUUUUAGUCAUUUAUGCCAAAGGAAUCAAGAGUGUAUAUAUAAUAGGGUGGGACUGAAUAAAUUUUCCUCGUCUCAUUCUAAACAAAACUGAGGCUUGGAGGGAAAAAAUUAUUUUAAUGGCUGAAAAGGAAAUCACUUUUUGACCUCUUUUACACCAUGCAGUAAAAAAAAUAUACUUGCCAAGGCAGUUGUACCUUAAUUUGCAUCUGACGCUAGCAGUAUUUGUUGUGACAGGUAAAACUAAAGUUUGGGUUUAAUUUGGGAUGACUAUAUUAAAUGAGCCCUUGGCAGUUAUGUCUCUGGGGCAAGGCAGUUCUGUAAAUACAGGUCAGUGUUUAAC